Procambarus clarkii (red swamp crayfish) is the source of this 706-nucleotide messenger RNA. The record is from RefSeq and is a predicted model, not a curated record. NCBI's taxonomy places the organism in Eukaryota, Metazoa, Arthropoda, Malacostraca, Decapoda, Cambaridae.
AUGAGGAAGCUGUGGUGUGCAGCAGUGUUGGUGGUGACGCUGGUGAGUGUGGUGAGGCCUCAGUGUAUCUCCAACAAUGACAAGCUGGUGGUGACCUCCCCACCUGACCUGGCCCACAUCACCCCCUUCAGCUUGGACCUCUUCAAGCAGCUCUAUCCACCCACCGCCACAGGAAACUUUUUCUUCUCGCCCUACAGCGUGUGGACCGCCCUGGUCCUGGCCUACUUUGGGUCUGCUGGCAGGACUCGUCAGCAGCUGCAGGACACCCUUCGUCUCAGAGACCCUUCAACCACUCUGGCUACCUACAGGGCCCUCGACCGUCUAACCGCAGAGAGACAGAGCAACACGAGUGACUAUGUGAUAGACUUGGCCAACAAAGUGUAUGUGAAGAACAGCAUUCCUCUUCGGGACUGCAUCAGAGAUGUCCUUAAGAAAGAGGUGGAGAACAUCGACUUCUCACAGGCGGAUAAAGCAGCUGCGACAAUCAACCAGUUUGUGAACAAAACAACGCGAGGCAAGAUCCCAACUGUGGUGACAGAGAGCGACGUGGCACCGACACUGAUGGCGCUGGUCAACGCCGUCUACUUCAAAGGUUUCUGGUUGAAUCAAUUCAACCUAACCCAAACAACCAAGCAGAAGUUCUUCACCACCCCGAGCCAACACAGCCUUGUUGACAUGAUGACCCAACAUGGAAAAUUCAGAUUUG